Cynara cardunculus var. scolymus (artichoke) is the source of this 3893-nucleotide messenger RNA. RefSeq names its product ribosome biogenesis protein BMS1 homolog. Gene Ontology annotation, biological process: maturation of SSU-rRNA from tricistronic rRNA transcript (SSU-rRNA, 5.8S rRNA, LSU-rRNA); ribosome biogenesis; endonucleolytic cleavage of tricistronic rRNA transcript (SSU-rRNA, 5.8S rRNA, LSU-rRNA). Gene Ontology annotation, cellular component: 90S preribosome; nucleus. Bases 85 to 3648 code for a protein of 1187 amino acids. The record is from RefSeq and is a predicted model, not a curated record. Gene Ontology annotation, molecular function: U3 snoRNA binding; GTPase activity; GTP binding. NCBI's taxonomy places the organism in Eukaryota, Viridiplantae, Streptophyta, Magnoliopsida, Asterales, Asteraceae. The transcript has 18 exons.
CGCCGCAAAAGCCUUAAACCCUCCAUCGACCUCUGCUAACCCCUGACGCAGCCAUCAACGUCCGUAUUCUCACACACACGGAGCAUGGAGCGACCUCAGAAGUCUCACAGGUCUCGUCAAUCUGGUCCUUCCGCCAAGAAGAAAUCUGAUACUGAUAAGAAGAAACGCGACCUCACCGAAGAGAAGAAGCAAAACCCUAAGGCAUUUGCCUUCAAUUCGACAGUGAAAGCUAAGCGCCUACAGUCACGUGCUUCGGAGAAAGAGCAGCGUCGUCUCCACAUCCCUACCAUUGAUCGUACUACAGGAGAACCUGCUCCUUAUGUUAUUGUUGUGCACGGGCCACCUCAGGUUGGAAAGUCUCUACUUAUAAAAUCUCUUGUUAAGCACUACACCAAGCAUAAUAUACCAGAUGUACGAGGUCCACUUACCAUCGUAUCAGGUAAGCAAAGGCGGCUACAAUUUGUGGAAUGCCCAAAUGAUAUCAAUGGUAUGAUUGAUGCCGCAAAAUUUGCUGACCUGGCACUGCUGCUUAUUGACGGGAGCUAUGGUUUUGAAAUGGAAACAUUUGAGUUCCUUAACAUUUUGCAAGUUCAUGGAUUCCCCAAGGUUAUGGGUGUUCUUACACACCUUGAUAAGUUCAAGGAUGUUAAGAAACUCAAAAAGACGAAGCAGCGGCUUAAGCAUCGGUUCUGGACUGAGAUAUAUGAUGGGGCCAAAUUAUUCUAUUUAUCUGGUCUUAUUCAUGGAAAGUAUGUCAAACGUGAGAUUCAUAAUCUUGCAAGGUUCAUUUCUGUUAUGAAGUUUCAUCCUCUGUCUUGGCGAACCACUCAUCCUUACAUCCUGGUCGACCGUCUCGAAGAUGUCACAGCCCCAGAUAAAGUGUCCACGAAUAAGAAGUGUGAUAGGAACGUGACGUUGUAUGGUUAUUUGCGUGGUUGCAACAUGAAAAGAGGAACCAAGGUGCAUAUUGCUGGCGUCGGAGAUUAUAAUGUAGCUGGUGUAACAGGGCUAGCUGAUCCUUGCCCUUUACCUUCUGCUGCAAAAAAGAAGGGGUUACGUGACAAAGAGAAGCUGUUUUAUGCACCUAUGUCUGGAGUGGGGGAUCUUUUAUAUGAUAAGGAUGCUGUUUACAUAAAUAUUAAUGAUCACUUUGUGCAGUUCUCUAAAGUUGGUGAUGAAGAUGACAAUGCACGAAAAGGAGCGGAGAGGGAUGUAGGCGAGGUUCUUGUAAAAUCACUUCAAAACACACAAUAUUCAGUUGAUGAGAAGUUGAAUAAAAGUUUUAUCAACUUUUUCAGUCAAACAAGUAACAAUCCAGGAAAAGUUAUGAAUGGUGAUGAACAAGACGAUGAAGAUCAUGUAAAACAUAAGAACUCCAUAGAACCUAUGGAGGAACCUGAUACUGUUGGUUCUGAUGAGGAUAGUGAUGGUGAAGAUGUAGAUGACUUGGAAGAAGCUAAAAACCCUCAUGAAAAUUCAACUACAAAAACUUUUGGUGACAGCCCUGAACUAAAAGAUAAUCAGCAGGAACGUGCACGAAAUAACAUUGAGGAAGAAGUUGAGUUCCAUAAGGGAAGAAUGAGGAGAAAAGCAGUCUUUGGAAAUGAAAGCAAGCUUGAUGAUCAAGAGUUGCAGGCCACUGAUGAUGACGAGGAAGUAGAAGACGAUAAUUCAGAUGAAGAAUCAUCUUCGUAUUCAGAUUCUUCUGGGGAAGAGGAAGAAGAUGAUCUAGAAGAGAAUGUGGGAAAUGCUUCCAAAUGGAAAGAAUCAUUAGUUGAGAGGACAAUAUCAAGGCAGAACAUGAAUCUUAUGCAACUUGUGUAUGGGCAGUCUGAAUCCAAACCAAAUGCUUCUCUUCGUGAAGACAGUGAUGCAGAGGAAAGUGACGAUGAAGAAUUUUUCAAGCCCAAAGGUGAAGAAAACAAGAAAUUAAGGCAAGGCUUGGAGGGAGAUCAAGUGAAUACCGAAGAUAGCUCAAAAUUCACCAACUACGCUAGCGUAAGGGACUGGAAAGAUGGAGAAACAGUUGAAAGCAUCCGUGAUCGUUUUGUAACCGGAGAUUGGUCAAAGGCUGCUCGGAGAGGCAAAGCCACCGAGGUGGACAGUGAGAAUGAUGAUGAUGGUCCUGUAUUUGGUGAGUUCGAAGACUUGGAAACCGGCGAGAAGCAUGAAGGUGAUCAAACAGGCGAAGCUAAUGAGGAGCCUGACUCUGCUGCUGAAGAGCGGAGGCUUAAAAAGCUAGCUCUUCGUGCAAAAUUUGAUGCUCAAUAUAAUGGGUCUGAAUCACCUGACGAAGCUGAUGACAACAGCCACAAAGGCAAGGAUAACAAUGGCCAAGCUAAUGAAGGUGGUUUUCUCGACAAGUUGAGGGAGGAAGCUGAACUUCAAAGGCAAAGGAAUAUAGCUGAACUCACCGAUCUGGAUGAGGCCACACGGGUAGACAUAGAAGGUUACAGAACAGGAACUUACCUUCGAUUGGAGAUUCAUGAUGUUCCUUAUGAAUUGAUCGAACAUUUUGAUCCCUGCCAUCCUAUUCUUGUUGGUGGAAUCGGCUUCACAGAGGAAAACGUUGGGUAUAUGCAGGCAAGGUUUAAGCGUCAUAGAUGGCACAAAAAGGUUCUGAAGACUAAAGAUCCUAUAAUUGUUUCUAUUGGAUGGAGGCGCUACCAAACUCUACCUAUAUAUGCCAUUGAGGACCUCAAUGGGCGUCAUCGUAUGCUCAAGUAUACUCCUGAACACAUGCAUUGCCUUGCCAUGUUUUGGGGCCCGCUUGCACCUCCAAACACUGGGGUUGUGGCUGUGCAGAAUUUGUCAAAUACUCAGGCAUCAUUUAGAAUCACGGCAACUGCAGUUAUUCUGGAGUUUAACCAUGCUGCAAAAAUUGUUAAGAAGAUAAAGCUAGUUGGCGAGCCCUGCAAGAUUUAUAAGAAAACAGCACUUAUCAAAAAAAUGUUCACUUCUGAUCUUGAAGUAGCUAGGUUUGAAGGUGCAUCUAUUCGUACCGUUAGUGGAAUUCGUGGGCAAGUAAAGAAGGCUGGAAAGAUAGAGCUUGGUAAUAAGCCUAAAAAGAACGGAGGACAACCUGAAGAUGGGAUAGCUAGGUGUACAUUUGAGGAUAAAAUUUUGAUGAGUGAUAUUGUUUUCCUGCGUGCUUGGACUCAAGUUGACGUCCCGUGCUUUUACAACCCUCUGACAACAGCAUUGCAAGCCCGUGGUGAGACGUGGCGUGGAGUGAGAACGGUUGGAGAGUUAAGGAGAGAAUAUAAUCUUCGAGUUCCUGACAACAAAGAUUCCCACUACAAGCCGAUAGAAAGGCCGUUAAAGAAGUUCAACCCUGUUAUUGUUCCCAAGUCAUUGCAAAGUGCACUUCCGUUCCGCUCGAAACCCAAGGACACCAAGUCAAAGAAAGAUGGAAGAGCUGUUGUCGCUGAACCACAUGAACGAGAUGUUCAUAAACUUCUCCAGCAUCUGCAACUGAUUAGGCAUAACAAGAUGAAGCAGCAGAAACUGAAGAAGCAGGAGAAGAAGAAAAAGCAUGACACGGAGAAAGCGAAAGAAGAGGUGGUGAAUAAAAAACGUCAGCGAGAAGAAAGGCGAGAGAGGUAUCGAACCCAAGACAAGCUACAGAAGAAAAUGCGCAGAGACUGAGUUGAGUUACAUUUACUUUGAGGUGGGUUGGCAUUUUUGUUAGUUGUGUAACAAUGUGAUAGAUGAAAGAUGAGAUGUUUUUUUUUAAUGAUAAUUUAGCAGGCUAAAAGCUUUGCAAGGAAGUUUAUAUAUGAAAUUGUUCCAAUUCAUCAAUCAGCUGGCCUUUUGUAUACGUGGGAUUUUUAGCCUUUAAAAGAGGAUUGGUGUUAUGUGACAUCAUUUGUGGAAUUAAAUCAAAUUAAAUA